AUGCGCGUCAGCAGACGCGCGCGGCUCAUCGCGCAAAUCCCCUUGCGGCAUACCUCCUCCGCGCGAAAUUCCAGCGCCCCUUACGGCUUCCUCUCGCGAAGAUGCUAUGCUAUCGACGCCUCCUCGCAAGAACCAGAGCACAGAAGUAAUCCGCAAAGCCUCUCAAUCCCAUCCCAAGCGCGCUUCAACGACAUCGGCGUCCAGCAGCUCAGCAGCACCGUCCACCCUCAGGUGUUCCCCGGCACCGCAACGCAUCCUCCGCAAGAGCUUAUCGAGCUCUCCAAAGACCACCUCACGCGCCAUGACCUCCUCGGCAAGAACCAGGACUCCACGCCGCCGGUCGGCUUCGACAUACCAGGCCUGCAGGGCGCUUCGCUGGACGAGCACUUCUACCGGCUUGGGAUGGAUGCCGCUGAGCCAUGGCUAUCGCUAGCGAAGAAGUAUGCCCGUGCAAACGCUCCGCCGAAACCCCGAAAAUGGCUCCGUAGAAGUGGCUGGACAAAAUACAAUCGAGAUGGGACAUCGGAGGCUGUGGACGCGCCGAAUGAGUCUAUGCUUACAUUUGACACGGAAGUCAUGUGGAAGGAGACCUCAUUUGCCUGCAUGGCGUGCGCCGUCAGCCCUGAUGCGUGGUACGCGUGGAUAUCGCCUUGGUUGCUCGGGGAGUCGGAUUCGGAUCGCCACCUUAUACCGCUAGGGGACCCCGAUCAGGCCAAGAUCGUAAUCGGACACAACAUCGGAUAUGAUCGGGCACGAAUAGCGGAAGAGUACGAUAUCAAGCAGUCGAGCACAGGAUUUGUGGACACCAUGUCGUUGCAUGUGGCCGUAAAUGGCAUGUGUUCGAGACAGCGGCCUACGUGGGUCAAGCGCCGGAAAGAGCGUGAAUUGAGGGACCGAAUUGCGAGUUCUGAUGAAGGAGCUGAUUUAUCGGCUCUGCUGGAGUCCGGCAACUUAACGAGCGAAGAGGAGGAACUGUGGAUAGGUCGGAGCUCCGUCAACUCGUUACGGGACGUGGCGCACUUCCACUGCGGUAUCACAAUCGACAAAGCUCAAAGAGAAUACUUUGGAGAGCUUGAUCGAGCAGGCAUCAGGGGGAAACUGGAGGAGCUUCUGGACUACUGUGCAGCCGAUGUGGAGAUUACCCAUCGAGUGUACCAGAAGGUCUUUCCGUUGUUUGUUGAAACAUGCCCACACCCGGUCAGCUUCGCUGCGCUGCGACAUUUGUCCGCGGAGAUAUUACCGGUAAACAAGACGUGGGACGCCUACAUCGCCAACGCAGAGGCCACCUAUCACAAGCUUUCAGACGCCGUUCAAGCGCGCCUCGAGGCUCUCGCGGCGAAAGCGCUAGAAAUAAAAGACCAGCCGGAAAAGUACACCAACGAUCCUUGGCUGAGUCAGCUGGACUGGUCGGGCCAGGAGAUAAGGUAUCUCAAGCCGAAGAAGAAGGGAGAUCCUCCGAAGCCGGCAGCACGACAGAAGAAGCCAGGGAUGCCGAAUUGGUACAAAGGCCUGUUCGUAAAGAACGAUGGCCCAAUGAACCUGACGGUCCGGACUAGAAUAGCGCCUCUACUAUUGCGCCUGGCAUGGGAUAGCUAUCCUCUCGUCUGGUCAGACAAGCACGGAUGGACGUAUCAAGUACCCAUAGACCAGGCCUUUAUGUACAACGACAAGGGCAUGAGUGAGUGUGACAUGUCUGAGGAGGAGAACCCGACUCUUCAUGACGACACGCAACAUCAGUACUUCAAAGUCCCACACAAGGAUGGACCAAUGGCCCGAUGCGCUAACCCCUUGGCCAAGGGCUAUCUGCAGCACUUUGAGCAAGGCAGACUUUCGUCAGAAUACGCGUACGCGAAGGAAGCUCUUGAGAUGAAUGCAUCAUGCUCAUAUUGGAUUUCCGCUCGCGACCGCAUCAUGUCUCAGAUGGUUGUCUACGCCUCAGAAACCGCCUCUGCCACACCCUCGUCCUCAUCUGUCCCAGACAAGGACACCGGCUUCAUCCUUCCCCAGAUCAUCCCCAUGGGCACCAUAACCCGGCGCGCCGUCGAAAACACCUGGCUAACCGCCAGCAACGCCAAGCCCAACCGGGUCGGCUCCGAGCUCAAAUCCAUGAUCCAAGCGCCCCCCGGCUACUGCUUCGUCGGCGCAGACGUCGACUCGCAAGAACUCUGGAUCGCCUCCCUAGUCGGCGACGCACAGUUCCAACUACACGGCGGAAACGCAAUCGGCUUCAUGACGCUCGAAGGCACCAAAGCAGCCGGUACAGACAUGCACUCGCGCACGGCUCAGAUCCUGGGCAUAAGCCGCAACGACGCCAAAGUGUUCAACUACGGCCGCAUCUACGGCGCAGGCCUCAAGUUUGCCGCCACGCUGCUGCGGCAGUUCAACCCGAGCCUGACGGAGGCGCAGACAGCCGAGACAGCCGCGCAGCUGUACCAGGCGACGAAGGGCAAGAAGAGCACGCGCAAGGCGCUGCAUGACCGCCCCUUCUGGCGCGGGGGGACCGAGUCGCUGGUCUUCAACCGGCUGGAAGAUUUCGCGGAGCAAGAGCGCCCCCGGACGCCGGUGCUGGGCGCCGGAAUCACGGAGGCCCUGCUGCGCCGCUUCCUGAACAAGGGCGGCUUCAUUACGAGCCGCAUCAACUGGGCCAUCCAGUCCUCGGGCGUGGACUACCUGCACCUGCUCAUCGUGAGCAUGGACUACCUGGUCCGGCGGUACAACCUCUCCGCGCGGCUCGCGAUCACCGUCCACGACGAGAUACGGUAUCUGGUCAAGGAGGAGGACAAGUAUAGAGCCGCGAUGGCACUGCAGGUUGCGAAUCUGUGGACUCGCGCCAUGUUUAGUCAGCAGAUGGGGAUUCACGACCUCCCGCAGAGUUGUGCGUUUUUCAGCGCUGUAGAUGUUGAUCAUGUACUCAGGAAGGAGGUCGAUAUGGAUUGUGUUACGCCGAGCCACUCCACCCCGAUCCCGCCGGGGGAGAGUCUGGACAUUGUCCAGCUGCUCGACAAGGGUGCGGCGGCGUUGUUGGAUCCAAACAUACAGCCAAAUAGGGAGCCGGAGCUGGCGAAGUGGACGUAUGAGCCCAGGGUCCCGGUCAUGGCGGCCUUCAGCGCCAGGGACACGGAUCUCGGGUUUCUGAAAGCGCAGAUCACGGCUGAUGACGCCGAGUUGAGGGAUAUCAUCAGGAACGUUAGAUCCGGGCCGCAGCAGACUGGUGAACAGCAGCAAUCGGGACAGCACAGCCAGAAGCCGUUGAGGAGGAAGGGUGGCAAGGGGAAGGUGGAGAGGGAGGAGACCGAGCCGAGGAGACCGUUCCACUACCAGCAGGGCGUCAACUUGAUGCCUGUCGAUGAUGCGCCAUUUGACCGGCGCAAGUUCUUCGGAGAUUGGGAGAGGGCGAAGGGGGCGCUUGGGUGGCAGGCUGGGCAUGGGGUGAGGAGUAGACCGGUCAGUAGGGUCUAG
Molecule: messenger RNA, 3459 nt
Organism: Coniosporium apollinis CBS 100218
Lineage: Eukaryota; Fungi; Ascomycota; Dothideomycetes
Product: DNA polymerase gamma 1
Exons: 2
Coding region: 1-3459 (1152 amino acids)
Biological process (GO): mitochondrial DNA replication
Cellular component (GO): gamma DNA polymerase complex; mitochondrion
Molecular function (GO): DNA-directed DNA polymerase activity; DNA binding; 3'-5' exonuclease activity
Source: RefSeq, a predicted model, not a curated record